This is a messenger RNA of Xenopus tropicalis (tropical clawed frog), 5612 nucleotides long. It is a transcript of the gene ctsf, whose product is annotated as cathepsin F. Gene Ontology annotation, biological process: proteolysis. The transcript is spliced from 16 exons. Bases 2377 to 3759 code for a protein of 460 amino acids. Gene Ontology annotation, molecular function: cysteine-type endopeptidase inhibitor activity; cysteine-type endopeptidase activity; cysteine-type peptidase activity. The record is from RefSeq and is a predicted model, not a curated record. NCBI's taxonomy places the organism in Eukaryota, Metazoa, Chordata, Amphibia, Anura, Pipidae.
GAACCCUUUGUGGAUUCAAAGUGUCUGGUGAGUUCUGCUAUCUGGCAAAGAUUGCCUACAGUGAUUGUGCCCAGCUCCCUUCAGGCCCAGGGUGAGAGGUCUCAGGGGAAACUCAGCCAUUGUCACAGCAAUUGGAGUCAGAAUAGACUGCAUGUCUACUACAUUAUGAUUAACAGAUGUAAGGAAAGUAAUAGGAAAGAAGAGGUAAGCAGUUCAAACAAGAAUUCAGACAGGACAAAGCUGCUUUUAAAUAAUAUACAUACGCAACAAAAAACGGGAAGACAAAUAUAGAAAACCAGCACUGAUUGCAGCACAGGCUAAGACUAACCUCAAGUAUACAAAUAGUAAAAAAAAUGCAGGUUGAGAGGGUGGCUCCAUUAAAUAAUGGAACUAAAGCAAAAUAUGCUUAAUUGGUUAUUUUUUUUGUAUACAACAGAGGUGUAAAAAUGUCAACACCCAUUCAAUGGGGGCACAGAUAUCUCGGCUCAAUCAACUCGGUGGCUUACAUAGGAUGGUACAUAAAUGUUUACUCGAAAUUCAUGUGAACAAGGCACAAAGGUCUGAUGGAAUACACACUUGAAUACUUAGACAGCUUAGUUCCUUUUAGGCCAGGCCUUGUUUUAUCUGGUAUAGUACCAUAAUAAUUCCAAUAUUUAAAAAGAGAUCAAAAUCUCAGCCUGUCAAUUUUACACCUGUGACAUUUGUGGUGAUAUCUGAAGGUUUGUUAAGUCAUCCCCUUCAAGAUUAUGCUUUUGGAUUAUGUUAUUAGUAGUAAUCAGCAUUACUUAUAAAAGACAGGUCAUGUCAGACAAAUUUGAUUGCUGUUUGGAUGAGGUUAAAAGAAAGAUUGAUAGCAUGAUUACAGUUGGUGUAAUCUAUUUUAAUUCUGAUACACUGCCACAUAAACAACCACUUUCUAAACACAGCCCUUGCAGGAAAUUGGCUAUUUAAAAGGAGAAGGAAAGGUAAAAACGAGGUGCUUAGAGCCCCCCCCCUCCCCAAAGAUGUAAAAAGAUGUAUUUAAAACUGGUUAUAUGUAGUCCUCAUUAUUUACUAGUUUAAACAAAUUAGAUAACAAAAAAGUGGGACAGUUUAAAAAUAAAUGCUAAGUCAGUAAAUGCUCCACAUUUAACUGCAAUUUAAAAAAUUAAUGAACAGAAUAAUAAGCAAAAUAUUUAUUAACAAACAUAAAAGGCAGAACACUUUGGGUCAAAAUGAUAAACAACAGUCAAGACCAUUGGAUAGCCUAAUGCAGCAUUGUAAAAACAAGCCACAGAGGAAAUAGGGGGCGGAUUUACAAAGAUCAGUGCUAAAAUGCACUAGCGUUUCUGUCUAUUUCCUAGCCGAUAGUAGACUGAUCAAAACUAUGUUCUGGUUAGUUGCUUUGGGUGACUGUAUUUCUGCAAUUUAGCACCUGUUAAUAAAUGAGCCUUUAUAUGCACAAAUUUUAAACAGGUCUGCACAGUGAAAAGAAGUAAGAUUCACUUCUAUGAACUCUCCCAGUGAGAAAAACUAUUAAAACAGGAUUUUUAGGCACAUUAGCUGAAAGUGUCCAAUUUGUAAAUGUAUUUUUCUCCUGGCAACUUUCAAAGCCACUACUCAGGAUUAAAACUAGUUUAAUACCAGAAAUGUGCAAUGCUUUAUGCUUAGAGACCUACUAGCGAAAAUGUGUUAUAUAUUUUUAUAUUAAUUAAUUCUCACUAGAACACCUUCAAAAUCUUAGUGGCCUCCUCAAGCAAGUUUAUAUAUCUCAGGCUGGGAAAUUAGAUUUUAUUGUGCAUUACUUUCAAAAAAGCUAUGCAAUAGCUUAGCGCUAAACCCCAAACAAAAACAAAUUAAUGAGUAGCAGAUCAGGUUUUUUUCCCUGUGAUCAGGUUAAUGGCUGAUCCUGACAGUAUAGGGCCACAGACUGAUGCCAAUUAACACUUUUGCUGCCAAACAGUGGAAAACUUAAAAGUCUGACACUUGGUAAACAUAACUUAAAACAUGGGAGUAAAUACCUAAAUAAAGAGAAUGUGCAGGGUCGGACUGGGGGGUGCAAGGCUCAUCCCCCAAGGUGCCCCCGUCGGCUGCAUUUCUUGCAGGGGCCCCCGCUGUCCUCCCCUGAGCGCGGCCCACUAGGCCCGGCCAUGUUCAUACAUCCAUAUGCUAAUGUUUUCACACAAAUCUAUUUCAAGUAGCACAAACAAGUUUACAUGUUCCCAGUGGUGGCCCAUAUUUUAUGAUAUCUAGAUAUCUCUCUUAUGUCAACAAUUCAUUUCACCCACAGAACAACCUAAAUAACUCAGAGGUCAGAGGUGGCAAGAACCAUUCUAUCCAACUGGGCCCACCAACUUUUUUUUAUGGAAGAAUUUAAAAUCAGUAGACUUUCUCAAGAUGUCUCAUGUUGGCUUGCAACACCCCACCUCUGGCAAUAAAGCUUUUGGGCACCCCCCGGGCCGCUGGACAGACGUCCCCUCCGAUGCGCCAGAGUUGAAGCAAGUGGCCGAGGUGGCUGUGAGGGAGUUCAACAGGGGAAAUAAUGGCGAGGAGAUUUACCGGCAGAUUAGGGUUACCCAAGCCAGGAAAAAGGUUGUGUCUGGCCUAAACUAUGAUCUAACUCUCAUACUAGGACGCACCCAAUGUAAAAAGGGACAAGAUUUUCUUCUGGGCAGUUGUCUGCAAACUAUGUCCCCUCCCUUGAUGGGGGUAAAGUGCACUUUUUCUAUAUUAAUUGUCCCUUGGAUGAACGAGACAAAAAUCUUACAUCAGUUGUGUUCUCAGGAAAUUUUCAUAGUCGAAUUAACUGAUACAGAAACAUCUCAGAAGCAAAAUGUACCAUCAUCAGAAUUAGAGGAUGAAAUGUUAAAAACAUUGACACUUUUUAAGGAUUUUGUGACAACCUACAAUAAAAAAUACAGUGAUCAAGAAGAGGCAGCAAGGCGUUUACAGAUAUUUUCCCAGAAUCUGAAGAAGGCUCAGAUGAUCCAGGAGAUGGAUCAGGGAACUGCAGAAUAUGGUGUCACAAAGUACAGUGACCUCACUGAGGAUGAAUUCAGAAGUCUAUAUCUGAAUCCUCUGCUUUCCAGCAAACCCCUUUACCAGAUGAAGAAAGCUAUAGUUCCAAAUAUGUCUGCACCUGACCAGUGGGACUGGAGAGACCAUGGGGCUGUCACAGAAGUUAAGAACCAGGGCAUGUGUGGAUCAUGCUGGGCAUUCUCAGUAAUUGGUAAUAUUGAAGGGCAGUGGUUUCUGAAGAAAGGAUCUCUCGUUUCUCUCUCUGAGCAAGAGUUGGUGGACUGUGAUGGGGUGGAUCAUGCCUGUGCAGGAGGUCUCCCAUCAAAUGCAUAUGAAGCCAUUGAGAAGCUGGGAGGCAUAGAGACUGAACAAGAGUACAGCUACGAGGGUCACAAGAACACCUGUAGCUUCUCAACCAGUAAAGUAUCUGCCUACAUUAACAGCUCUGUAGAGAUUCCAAAGGAUGAAAAUGAGAUAGCAGCUUGGCUAGCACAGAAUGGGCCAAUAUCCAUAGCCCUAAAUGCCUUUGCUAUGCAGUUUUAUCGAAAAGGAAUUUCUCAUCCUUUCCGAAUUCUGUGCAACCCCUGGAUGAUUGACCAUGCUGUACUACUAGUUGGCUAUGGAGAACGUAAUGGCACCCCCUUCUGGGCUAUAAAGAAUAGCUGGGGAACAGACUGGGGUGAACAGGGUUAUUACUAUCUGUACCGUGGCACUGGAGCAUGUGGAAUGAACACGAUGUGCAGCUCAGCUGUUGUUGAUUAGAGCAGCUCUGCCGUACGGUUUUAGGGAAGAUAAAGAAGUGUUUAAAUACACCAAAAAUUGUUGUUUUAAGCUGUGGUAUUCUUUAAAAAAACACACAUAUUUAUAAAGCUCAGUAAUGAUUUUAUGUGAAUGGUAAAAUUCUAACAUAGAAAGAUAUUUACUUUUUACUUUUCUCAAUGCCAGAAACUUUCUCCUGCCUGAAUUUGUCUUAUUGAGUUAAAUGAGUUAUACCAGAUCUUGAGUGGUAUAAAAUAAUGACCUCAUUUUGGGUGUAAAAAAAUACACUCUUUUAUAAAUGUCAGUUACUUAUUUUUAAAUUUCCAGAAUUACAAUGCAUGACGUAAGGUCUGUUACAGAGCUUUAUAAAUAUGCAUGUAUUUUACACCAUCUCUUACAUCGACAUUUGGUAGAAAAUAUAUAAAACAGGAUUAUAUAUACAGCCCAGUCUUCCUCUUUGAUUGUAAAUGCAUAAUUACAACCCUUACCUGCAAAUCACAAACACAGUAUGCAGAUGUGUCGAUAUCAAGUUAUCAGUCGCUUUGGUUUGGGUCUUCUCGUAAGUACACUUAGAACACACUCAGCUGGUAGGUUAUUGUUCAUUGUAUAAGCUAUAGUUUGGUCUGGGCUCAGUCUAUUGGGGUAACAUGCAAUGAGAGGAAGAGAACUUCUCAAAGCAAUACAACAGGAACAACAAUGUACUUUUAGACUAGAUAUAGUUUAAUUUUCUGUAGAAAUGUUAAUAUGCCAUCAAACAUAUUUCUGAAAACCCUGCAAACAUUUUAGUGUAUUGUGUUUUAUUGUAAUUUUCUAGUUUUGCAGUUGACCUUCCUACUGCAACAUCUAUCGUACAAAUGAUGGCAUUCCCAUGUACUGUAGCUAAAAGUGAAUACUUUUAGAGAUUUUCCGUUAUAAACUUGGUACUCUACAUAUAUAUUUACAUAGCAAAUCAUAUGUAAAUAAAUCUUUUACGGGUAAAUGGAAUAAUGGUUUUAUGCUAAGGAAUUACUUGAGUGCAGAAAAUUUAAGGGAGUCAUACUCACAUCUUUAACAUUAAGAUUUAAGUCAGUUUUUCUUAUGUUGGUGAUUUAAACUUAAAUAAAUCAUCUCUUGGAAAGACAAUGGCUUGACAGUGUUGCAAGCGUCAGAGAUAUUACUUCAGUUCCUUUUUAAAGAUUAGUUGCAUCCACUAAAACUAUAAAAAUAACAGCUUCAAAGAGCAUUAGAGGGAACCUCAAUUCCAUUUGGCAGAAGCCCAAAUUGAUUAAGCUUUUGUUAAAAUGAAAGUGUAUGUUUCAACUUUAAAUGGUUUAAAUGGGAUUGUGUAAUUGGUACAUUGCUGCCAUAGCAUGUCAUGGGCAUUGUGAUUCAUGUGUCUUGUGUUGUUUUGCAAGUAACUUAACAAUCCUUUGUCUCCAGCACAAAAAGUAGUAUUGUAAGCUCUACGGGGAAAGGAUUUUCUAAGUUUCAACAUUUAACAGUCCUCUUCAGGUUUACAGUUCAUGUACAGUAUGGAACAUUAUACAGUAUUCUUACAUUUCCACUUGAGUGCAGAUUUUUACUGGUCUUCCCCUAAGUAAUAUUUUUCUGUUACAUGUCUUUGUGUCUUUAUCUGUAGCUGGAAUCAGAUUUCCUUUUAAAGGAUCCCAGUAUUUGAAAUUGCAUUCUGUGUAUGUGGAAAGCCAACGGAAGCCAAUUUACAGAUGAAUAUAUAUGAUUAUCCGGCAGUAAAUUACCUUCAACCUGAGUCAAACCUUUUGAGGUGCACAGAACAUGCUUUCUCUGCACUAUCAGACUUUAUCUUUCUCCUUUUUAGGGCUCUGGCACACGGGGAAAUUAGUCGCCCGCGACAAAAU